Molecule: messenger RNA, 5314 nt
Organism: Lytechinus pictus (painted urchin)
Lineage: Eukaryota; Metazoa; Echinodermata; Echinoidea; Temnopleuroida; Toxopneustidae
Product: protein SDA1 homolog
Exons: 17
Coding region: 358-2427 (689 amino acids)
Biological process (GO): ribosomal large subunit export from nucleus; ribosomal large subunit biogenesis
Cellular component (GO): nucleolus
Source: RefSeq, a predicted model, not a curated record
ACAGGGGUGAAACCUUUUCACAAUCACAAAAUAUAUGAACCGAUGUUUCAGGGAAUUUGUUGCAAAAUUCACUCAAAGGGAAAUCUUUCCUUUUAAUCUUAAAAAGAAAAUCAUUGAAGGCAAUGCAUUUGUGAAAAACUUGAAAUAAAAAGAACGAAUUUUAGUGUCUAUAAUUACGGCUUUCUUGAUUUAACUUUGAGGAUCAUCGAAUAUCGGAUAAUAUUUUGAGCCACAAAACUAAGGAUAUAAAGUUGACGCAAUAGCUGGUAAUACUAGUAAUAGGCUAUAAUAGCAGCAUAUUGGUCGCCAAUUGCCGACGUGAACCACGUGAAUGUCGUCAGCUGCGGAGCAAUAAAAAUGAGCGGAAAGAACAGGAAUCAACUCCCCAAUAAUCUGCCCCAGUUGCAGAAUGUCAUAAAGCGGGAUCCAGAGUCAUAUACAGAAGAAUUUCUUCAGCAGUAUCGCCACUACCAAUCCAAUGUACAGGUUUUUCAGCUGAAGCCCUCUGAAUACUCCAAGAGUCUUGAAGAACUGAUAAUGUUCUUGAGUCAGAUAGCCCACUGUUACCCAGAGCAUUUAUCAGACUAUCCUCAGCAGCUCAAAGAUAUACUUCAGACAUACAGCACAGUUCUUGACCCUGAUAUGAGAAUGACACUCUGUAAAGGUUUGAUCUUGCUGAGGAAUCGAGGAUUAGUCUCACCUACUAGUCUCUUAGGAUUAUUCUUUGAGCUGUUCCGUUGCCAAGACAAGGUCCUUCGCAAGAUGUUGUAUGAUCACAUUGUCAAUGACAUCAAGCGCACCAAUGCCAAACACAAAGACAAUAAGCUUAAUACAACACUUCAAAACUUCAUGUAUACCAUGCUGACGGACAAUAGUUCAGUGGCAGCCAAGAUGUCACUUGAUGUGAUGAUAGAACUUUAUAAGAAAAAUAUUUGGAAUGAUACAAAGACAGUGAAUGUAAUCGUGACAGCUUGCUUCUCAAAAGUUACUAAGAUUCUCGUCACUGCUUUGAAAUUCUUUCUUGGAUCUGAUGAGGAAGGCAAUGAUGAGGACAGUGAUAGUGAAUCAGAAGAUGAGGGAACAACUGCCAAGCAUAUUCUCAUUGCUGACAAGGUAAAUAAGACAUCUAAGAAGAGACAGAAGAAAACAAAGAAAGCACUCCAAGUACUCAGGAAACACAAGAAGAAGCGUAAGAAGAAAGAAGCAUUCAACUUCUCAGCAUUACAUCUUGUCCAUGAUCCACAAGAAUUUGCUGAGCGUCUGUUUAAACAGCUUGAGAAGUCUACAGAGAGGUUUGAGGUGAAGCUUAUGAUGAUUAAUCUCAUCUCUCGUUUGGUCGGAGUUCAUCAACUUAUUCUCUUCAACUUUUAUCCUUUCCUUCAGAGAUUCAUGCAGCCACAUCAGAAAGAGGUAACCAAGAUACUACUGUAUACAGCCCAAGCUACACAUGAUCUGGUACCACCCGAUAUCAUAGAAUCUGUCCUUAGGACACUGGUCAAUAACUUUGUGACUGAGAGGAAUUCAAAUGAAGUCAUGGCAGUUGGACUGAAUGCAGUGAGGGAAGUGUGUGCUAGGUGCCCUCUAGCAAUGGGUCCAGAUCUCCUCCAGGACCUGACACAGUAUAAGACCUACCGUAGCAAGUCAGUCAUGGCUGCAUCAAGAUCACUCAUCCAUCUCUUCAGGAAAACCAAUCCAGAACUUCUUCACAGAAAAGACAAGGGUAAACCUACAGAGCAAUCAAUAGAGGUCAAAGCAAGGGAAUAUGGGGAGCUAGUAGCGUCAGACUUCAUUCCAGGAGCUGAGGUGUUAGCUGAAGAAAGAGAAGAAAAGGAGGACGAUAAAGAUGGAUGGGAGUCAGCAAGCGGUGAUUCCAGUGAUAGCGAUGGUAGCUGGCAUGAUGUCCAUCAUUCUUCUGAUGAUGAGGUGGAGAUGAAAGACGGAACAGAGAAUCCUGCUAGUAACCUAACCUCAGAGGAGAAAGUCACGAGAGCUACGGCUAUCAGUCAGAAUAGAAUACUUACUCAAGAAGACUUUCAGGCGAUACGUACGGAGCAGGUACGGAAAGAGCUUGCAUCUGCUCCAAAGACUGGACGUAAGAGAAAGAACGUUGAGAUAAGUUCUGAUAAGAAUGAAGGUGGAGAGCUUCUUUCUUUAAAUCAGAUAGAAUCCAUUCAGUACAAACCAAAGCACGACAAAGAAACAAGAAUGGCUACCAUCAUGGCUGGACGUGAAGGAAGAGAGAAGUUUGGGAGUAAAAAACAGAAGAUGAAUCCUCAUGCUAGUACUACAAACAAACAGAAGAGAAAGAAUAAACCAUUCAUGAUGAUGAAACAGAAGUUUAAUAUCAAGUCUAAACACAAACGAUCCUUCAGAGAAAAACAGGUUGCACUCCGAGACUCCCUCUUGAAGAAAGCCAAGAAACGAUGAUAAUGAUAAAAAUAAGGUGUGGUGAAAGGACACUUGAGAUGGGAAAGUAUAUCAUUCAAAGAUUUACUAUAUCUCACCUCCACAUUACAACUUUGUAACUUCACUUCCAAACAACUUGACCUUUCCAGUAUCAGGUUUGACAGUAAGGGUUGAAUGGAAGGCAUGUCUAAUGGGGAUAGUAUUGUUAAUUUCAGCUGCCCAGGAUAUCUACAAUGGACCAUCUGAGCAUCGCUUCAUGAGUGAGCUUUUUAAGAGACCAAUUCAUGAGUGUCAAGUAUAUGGCGCAGUGUUUGAUUGUAAGACAUUUCGCUGCUUGAGUGACCUCAUGUCUCAAGAUUUGAAACGUUCAUAAGAGGUCAAGAAACACCUGUAUCGUAAGAUGCUAUCCAAUAGAAUAGUCAUCUUUCAUAUGUCAUAGUGACUUCAUUUUUGAGAGAGAGGUGUUGGACUGUGACUGGAUAUCACUUGAUAUUUCAUUUCAUGAACAAAGAAUGUGAACAAAGUGAUUUUGAGAUUCACUGUUUUAACUCACUAGUGAUGAUGUAUUGGUCUAGGUUUUAUUGAAAUAUGUAUGAGGCCCAUCUACUCAUAUGGUAUCAAGAAUAUGACAACAUUGUUUGAUUUCUGGAUGUAAAAAAUAGCAAGAUGUGGUCAUACGUAACCUUUCCAUAUGAAAUGCUCAUAGAAGUUACCUCCUUAUAAGUUCCAAAGUGCAAUUCUUUAUAUCUAAGGAAGGACUUGUGAAACUGCAUAGUGUGAUUCUUGAAGCUGGGUCCUUCUCAGUAGAGAUUCUUGACCAAUCUCCUAUGAUUGUCCAUGAUUUGUCCAGGGCAAAUUUGCCCUUAUUAAACUGAGGGGGGGGGGGGGGGUGUGGGGGGCGUCGUACGAAACUUUUUGACCGCGCCGCUUGCUGACCUUAUACUUUCAAAUUUUGCAACAUUUUGUAAGUGCAUGUCGGACCCAAAAUUGCUAAAAAAAACGUGAUUCCAUGUACAAAGUCAAUGCAAAUUGUGUUUUUCAACCAAAAAUCAUAAAUGUAUGAUUAUUUUUACUUUUGUUGGUUUGAAUGGAUUAAUUUUAUGCUAUUUAUGAUCGCAUAAGGGUCCCCGACAAAGUUCAUCGGAAAAAGCAAUAAACAAAGUUUUGAAAAAAGAAAAAUGCAUAAGAAUUAAAAAAGCAAAAAAAUACAUAAGACAUAAAUUAUAUUUUUGCAAUUUUUGGAGAGAUAUUUGUUAGAAAUGUAAAAAUUGAUACUCUCACCCAAAUUAGCAUUCCAGAUUGCUAUAUAAUUGAGUUAAAGGCAAAAACAUACAAAAAAUAAACAAAUUUAGGGCAAAUUUCAUCUGCUUAUUUGCAUAAUUAAUUAGAUAUAUAAACAAUUCAUUUAAAAAAAAGUUUACCAUACAGUCUUGUAGUUUACAUACCGAUCUACAUGUACACUCGUGCAAAUUUUUGCAGCGAUCGCGCAAUAAGUGGCCGAUAUCUAAGGGAGGGGGUCAAAUUGACCCCCCCCCCCAGUAUAACAUGGUCUGAAAUAGCCCAGUUAAAAUAGGGUUAAUCAUGUCACUUACAGUUAUUUUUUACGGUAACACAUACAUGAAUCAUCAUGCUGAAAUAUCUAAAGAGUUACACUGUCUUUUGGUCUGUAAAAAAGAAAUUAAGAGCUAGUCAAACUCCUGAUGUUGUUGACCUCUCUCUGACUUCAUUUACUUACAAUAUUGUCGAAUUUCCACUUGGUUUGAUUACUACUUUGUUUUGAUAUCAAGUAUGACUAACCCAAGUAGUUAUCAGACCUUUGCACAGUCAAUAGACCAAGUACCAAUCAGAUAAAAUGAAAUGUGGGCCAAUCAGAUAUACUAUAUAUUUUAAACGGAUAUUCAGUGCUAUUGUGAAUAGCUUUUUCUUCUAAUUGGCAGCAGCAGUAAUUUUCAUAUAUCUCUACACCCUCAAUGUAAUAGAUAAUGUUCUUCAAUAUUUUCUUUCUUAAAGGACAAGUCCACCCCAACAAAAAAUUGAUUUGAAUAACAAGAUAAAAAUCCAACAAACAUAACACUAAAAAUUUCAUCAAAAUUGGAUGUAAAAUAAGAAAGUUAUGACAUUUUAUAGUUUUUCUUAAUUUCAUAAAACAGUUAUAUGUACAUCCUGAUCAGUAUGCGAAUGAGGAGACUGAUGACAUCCACUCACUAUUUCUUUUGUAUUUUAUUGUAUGAAAUAUGAAAUAUUUUAAUUUUCUCCUGAUUGUCAAGUGAAACAAUGAUUUAUUCCCCCCGUGAACAUGUAGAAUAAGCAUUGUUCAAUACUAUAUGGUUCAGACAAGUCGGUCCUUAUUGUCAAAUCUGUAAAAAAUGAGAUAUUAUAUUAUUCAAACAAUAAAAAACAAAAGAAAUAGUGAGUGAGGGACGUCAUUGACUGUCUCAUUUGCAUGUCACCGAGUUGUGCAUAUCAAUGUUUUGUGAAAAAUAAACGAAACUUUAAAAUGUCAUAACUUUAUUUUACAUGAUUUUUCUCUAUUUAUUCAAAUCAACAUUUUUCUGGGGUGGACUUGACCUUUAUUUUCAAUGAAACAACAGUAUUAAUGUUUUUGUCACAUUGCUAAUCAAAGGAUAUUUUUAUUUUUCUUAUUUUUUUCCCCCCAAAAUCGAACAAAAGAUGCUACAAAAGUGAUGACCUUUUUUGUCUUUUCACAUUGUUCCAUUUGCAUAAAUUGUACAAGCCGUGAAUUUUGUCAUGGGGUAAAGAUUUUUAUGAUUUAUUUACUUGCAACUUACAGAGCUAAUGAUGCAUUGAGAUAUGAACUUUAGAUAAAGGGUAUCAUGAACUCUUGCUUGUGAUUUGUAUAUGUACAUUUCAUAUUCAAAUUAAUUCAAUAAAUUGAUUUUAUAUUUCA